Fusarium tjaetaba is the source of this 1362-nucleotide messenger RNA. RefSeq lists its product as uncharacterized. The record is from RefSeq and is a predicted model, not a curated record. Lineage: Eukaryota; Fungi; Ascomycota; Sordariomycetes; Hypocreales; Nectriaceae. The coding region runs from base 1 to 1362 and encodes 453 amino acids. The transcript has a single exon.
AUGGUUAAACGCAAGGAUUGGCGGGAGACCUCAAGUCUUGCCCCUUCGAGCCCACCAAAAACAACAGUUAGUCUGACGACGAGGUCAACGACACCUACAAGCCCGGUCAAGAUUCCUACCACCAACAACCGAUAUGGCGCCCAUCCUCAAAAGCGUCACUCGUCACAGAGGAAACGAAGCAGUGACUCACGAUCUUCGGAUAAGCUUUCACCGUCUCUCGUUGCACUCUUGGCCGUUACAGAUAUUCCUCGACAUAAGCAGCUUCAAAGGCGCCGCCGCCGUUCCGAGAAGACCCUAACUGUGCAGGAGGUUAUUGACUGUCAGCAUGCUUCAGAAAAGGAACUGAGCUGGACAUUCGGUAGCCCUCUGGACAUGCUUCUAUCCCCACCUCAGGAAGUUGCCGACGAUGAUGAUAGUGUGAGCGAUUGCAACAUUGGCUCCAGUAUGUCAACAAGAACUUAUUCCAUCGAUUCCAUUCCAUCUCUGGACGAGUCAUUCUCUAGCGAGUGCCUCUCAUCUCUCGGAAGCCCAAGGACACCUAGUCCAUGCUCUCGCAGGACUAAUUUGACUCCUAUGCGAAAGUCGCUGGAGCCUGUUAUCUCUCCACCUGGUUCCGUUGAUGAACAUCCACUGGCCCGAGAAGAUGUUGAUGUCGAUGAGCUGGACUUCAGCACUCUCAACCAGCCUGAGGAGGCUCAGCCCAAGUCUCAGUUCCUGGAGCCCUUUAAGCCCUUGAGGUCUGUUUUCAAGUCAAAUCUCACCGCUUCACUCCGAGCCCUUCGAUCAGCGGCCCGAUCGUUCUCGGUUCUGAACCUUCCUUCUAUCCCACCGGAUGAUUACUUAACUCGAUCUAUUCUCACCAUCGACCCCAAUGUUCCCUAUGCUGAUGAGCGUCGGCCACCCGUUUCUGAGGAAAUGCCUUCCGCAGCAGUUCGCCGUUAUCUCAAUCCUACCACCAACGCAAGAAUCGAACCGCCAACCAAGACCGUUUUCGCCGGAACUUUUGCUGCAUCAAUUCAGAUGCGAACUUACAAGAUCCAGCGCUCCCGAACAGCCCCGGGUUCUACCCGAAACUCUUAUCCAUCAACAUCGCUCCAGUCGCAGCCAGCCCCUGUCCCUCAGCAGCCACAGCCGCAGGUCCCCACUCAAUCUGUCCCAGGCAUGCGACAGCGGGAAAUGCGUGAGAACUCCGACUUCAUCCGUAUCGCUGUCAUGGAAAUGGCGAUGCGCAAGCGCGGAAAGCUCGACGACCAGCGACCGGGCCGAGCUCGUUUCGCACUUCCUCCACGACAAACCUCAACGAAGCCCUACGAGAUGGGAGUAAACGGUGUCCCGGCUCGCUGGAUUCCUAUCACAGCUUAG